CCUGUAGACAAUCUUCUCCAUUUUGUGUGGCUGUCCAGCUUCUGCAGCUUUGAAUCAUCUUGCAAAGCAGCAGACUUUACCAAGAAAUCACUCUCCAAUGGAGGGUACAAUCCUUCCAUGCAAAACUGUAACCCCCAAAUUUCCUGAAAUUUUCACAAAAUCCUGUAAAAUCCAGGCUCCCUUUCAAAAAUAUCCCCAGAAACGCCCACCUUACUAUUAUGGAUGCCACUUGACUACCUCUGCAGAAAUGGACGCCUAACUGAAGCCAUAGCAUCUCUGGACUCUAUAGCGCAAUGUGGGUCCAUGGUAAGUGCCAAAACCUUCUCGUACCUAAUUCAGUCUUGCGUUGAUUCUCAGUCAAUUCAUUUGGGCCGUAAACUUCAUACCCGUAUGAAACAUCUACUAAAAGACUUGGAUCCUUUUACUGAAACCAAGAUUGUAGGCAUGUAUGCGAAAUGUGGAUCUCUUGAGGAUGCAUACAAGAUGUUCGAUGAAAUGUCUGAGAGGAAUUUGUACGCGUGGUCGGCAAUGAUUGGUGCGUGUACGAGGGAGAGAAAAUGGGAUGAGGUGGUUGUGCUGUUUUACUUGAUGAUGAUGGAAGAUGGUAUUGUUCCAGAUGAAUUUUUGUUUCCAAAGAUUUUACAGGCAUGUGGGAAUAGUGGGGAUGUUGAAACAGGGAGGUUGAUUCAUGGCAUUGUGAUAAAAUGUGGGAUGAAUUUUCAAUUACGCGUGAAUAAUGCAAUUUUGGCCGUCUAUGCAAAGUGCGGGUUUUCAGAUUUGGCGAAAAGGUUUUGUAGUAUGGUGCUGAAGGAUACAGUCUCUUGGAAUUCAAUCAUAACAGGGUACUGCCAAAAGGGUGAGCUUGAGAAGGCUCGGAGAUUCUUCGAGUUAAUGCGUGAAGAAGGGUUUGAGCCAAGUUUGGUGACUUGGAAUAUACUCAUAUCAAGCUAUAGCCAGUUGGGGAAAUAUGAUGUGGUGAUGGAAAUGAUGGUAGAGAUGCAAAGUUGCGGGAUACUGCCAGAUGUUUUUACUUGGACUUGUCUGAUUUCUGGGUUUGCUCAGUUUAAUCGAAAGACUGAGGCUUUGGAAUGUUUUGAGAAAAUGCUUUUGGCCGGGGUUCAGCCAAAUGAGGUCACACUUAUCAGUUUGCUCUCUAUGUACGCCUCUCUAAAAGAUUUAAAGAAGGGGAGAGAAUUGCAUGCAUGGGCGUUGAAGGCUGGAUUUGGUGAAAAUCUAUUGGUGGGAAAUUCACUAGUUGAUAUGUACUCUAAAUGUGCUAAAGUUGAGGCUGCUAGGCAAGUCUUUGACAUGAUGUCAGCAAGAGAUAUGUACACUUGGAACUCAAUGAUCGGAGGAUAUUGCCAAGCUGGAUAUUGUGGGAAAGCCCACGACCUUUUUAGGAAAAUGCGGGAGUCAGAUGUGGAGCCAACUGUAAUCACAUGGAACACGUUGAUUUCCGGUUACAUGCAAAAUGGAGAUGACGAUCAGGCCAUGGAUCUUUUCCAAAGAAUGGAGAAGGAUGGACAUAUCAAGCAGGACACAGCAUCUUGGAAUGCUCUUAUAGCAGGCUACUUGUUAACCGGAAACAAAGAUAAAGCAUUGGGGAUUUUCCGACAAAUGCAAUCUUUAUGUGUAAAACCAAAUUCAUUUACCAUUUUGAGCAUUUUACCUGCUUGUUCCAAUUUGAUUGCAGCAAAAAAGGUGAAGGAAUUGCACUGUUGUGUGUUGCGCAGAAAUUUGGAUUGUGAAUUGUCAGUUGCAAAUUCUCUUAUCGAUACUUUUGCCAAGUCAGGUAAUAUAAAGUAUUCCAGAACCAUAUUCAACAGUUUGUUGGCAAAAGAUAUAAUCACCUGGAACACACUGAUUGCUGGUUACGUUAUACAUGGUCGCGCAGUUGAUGCAAUUGAGCUGUUUAACGACAUGAGUCAUACUGAACUUAAACCAAAUAGAGGUACUUUUGUGAGUAUGAUUUCGGCAUAUGGUUUAGCUAGAAUGGUUGGUGAGGGAAACCGUAUUUUCUCUAGAAUGAUAGAAGAGCAUCAUAUAUCACCAUGUUUAGACCAUUGUGCAGCAAUGGUAAAUUUAUUUGGACGCUCUGGUAUGCUGGAAGAUGCAGUUGAUUUCAUUAACAACAUGACAAUUGAGCCCAAUUCUUCUAUCUGGGCUGCCUUACUAACUGCUAGUCGUGUUCAUGGAAAUAUUGAAUUGGCUGUCUAUGCCGGGGAACGGUUACUGGAACUCGAACCAGAAAAUGCUUUGAUCUAUCAGUUGGUCUUACAAUUGUAUGCAUUAUCUGGGAUUCCUGAGGAUUCUUUUAAAGCAAAAGAGCCUAGAAAAAUGAAAGAUGCUAAGGAAUGUCUUGGUUGGAGCUGGAUUGAAGACGAAAACACAGUGCAGUCCUUUGUUGGUGGCUCUCAAUGUCAGCAGAUUAAUUGGGUGAUGCACUCUUGGAUAAAGCGCAUGGCUCCAAAGAGCAAGAGGUCCGAUUUGUCAAAUGGGCUUCCGGUUGAGGAAGAGGAGAGUGAAGCAUUAAGUGGGGUUCAUAGUGAAAAACUUGCAUUUGCUUUUGCCCUCUCUAAAUCUUCAAGUGCAUCCAUAUGUAUGCGAGUUGUGAAGAACAUGAGAAUGUGCAAAGGCUGCCAUGAGACUGCCAAAUUUAUUUCAAAUACCUAUAGGCGUGAAAUAUAUCUGUGUGACUCGAAGUGCUUGCACCAUUUUAGAGAUGGGCACUGUUCUUGCAAUGAUUAUUGGUAGUUUGGGGAUGAACACAACAAUUGUUCUGUUGAUAGCAUUAUACUUUCUCAAGGAAAUCACAGAGGCACAAGUUGA
Molecule: messenger RNA, 2829 nt
Organism: Coffea arabica (coffee)
Lineage: Eukaryota; Viridiplantae; Streptophyta; Magnoliopsida; Gentianales; Rubiaceae
Product: pentatricopeptide repeat-containing protein At1g19720
Biological process (GO): RNA modification
Molecular function (GO): RNA binding; zinc ion binding; protein binding
Source: RefSeq, a predicted model, not a curated record